GGGCCGACAGGGAGUGAGAGCGCGCGCGAGGCGGCGGGCCUAGGUUAGCCGUUCCAGCGGAGCCCACUCACGCCGCCGUCCGCGUUCGCGUCCGGGGCCCAGCCUCUCAGCCCGGCCCGGUCCGGCCUUCCCGCGGACGAUGAACGGAGGAUAAAUGAUGCCCAAGGCGGACAGCGGUGCCUUCUUGCUGCUCUUCCUGCUCGUGCUCACCGUCACCGAGCCGCUGCGGCCAGAGCUGCAGUGCAACCCUGGGCAGUUUGCCUGUCGCAGUGGCGCCAUCCAGUGCAUCCCCCUCCCCUGGCAGUGCGACGGCAAGCCUACGUGUGCGGAUGAGAGCGACGAAGCUGACUGCCCAGAAGUGACCGGAGAAACUCGUCCUUACCAUGGGAAAGAGGCUGUGGACCCGCGGCAGGGGCGGCCCCGCGGAGGCGACCCCACACACGUCCACUCGGUGAAUGUGGCGCAGCCCGUCCGCUUCAGCAGCUUCCUAGGGAAGUGCCCAACCGGGUGGCACCAUUAUGAAGGCACGGCCAGCUGCUACAGGGUCUACCUGAGUGGAGAGAACUACUGGGACGCCGCCCAGACCUGCCAGCGCGCCAACGGCUCCCUGGCCACCUUCUCCACCGACCAGGAGCUGCACUUUGUCCUGGCCCAGGAAUGGGACCAGCCGGAGCGGAGCUUUGGGUGGAAAGACCAGCGCAAGUUGUGGGUUGGCUAUCAGUACGUCAUCACUGGGCGCAACCACUCCUUAGAGGGCCGCUGGGCUGUAGCGUUCAAAGGUUCCUCAGACGUGUUUCUGCCCCCAGACCCCAUCUUUGCCUCCGCCAUGUCUGAAAGUAACAACGUGCUCUGCGCCCAGCUCCAGUGCUUCCACUUCCCCACCCUGCGGCAGCACAACUUGCACAGCUGGCACGCCGAGAACUGCUACGAGAAGUCCUCCUUCCUCUGUAAAAGAAGUCAGACAUGUGUUGACAUCAAAGACAACGUGGUGGACGAGGGCUUUUCCUUCACCCCCAAAGGGGACGACCUGUGCCUGAGCUGUACCUGCCAUGGCGGGGAACCGGAGAUGUGUGUGGCCGCCCUCUGCGAGCGGCCCCAGGGCUGCCAGCAGUACCUGAAGGACCCCAAGGAGUGCUGCAAGUUCAUGUGUCUGGAUCCAGAUGGCAACAGCUUGUUCGACUCCAUGGCCAGCGGGAUGCGCCUGAUCGUCAGCUGCAUCUCCUCCUUCCUGAUCCUGUCGCUGCUGCUCUUCAUGGUCCACAGGCUCCGCCAGCGGCGCCGGGAGCGCAUCGAAUCCCUGAUCGGAGCAAACUUGCACCACUUCAACCUCGGCCGGAGGGUCCCUGGCUUCGACUACGGUCCAGAUGGCUUUGGUACCGGGCUGACUCCACUGCACCUCUCCGACGAUGGGGAUGGUGGGGCUUUUCACUUCCACGACCCCCCCCCACCCUACACAGCAUACAAGUACCCUGAUCUCGACCAGCCCAAUGACCCACCACCGCCCUACGAGGCCUCCAUCAACCCAGACAGCGUGUUCUUCGACCCUGCAGAUGACGAUGCCUUUGAGCCCCCGGAGGCCAGCCCGCCAGCCCAAGGGGACAGUGACGGUGAUGGGGCUUCCCCUAUGCACCUGGAGCAGCCUCUGCCCCCUGUGGGGGCAUCGCUGGCAGACCUAGAAGAUUCAGCCGACAGCAGCAGCGCUCUGCUGGUGCCCCCAGCCCCCACCCCGAGCGAGAGCGCACCAGCUGCAGAAGCCCUGCUGGGGGGCAGCCUACACGGCCGGGGCUCCUUCAACACGGUCGUCUAGAGGGUAGCCCAGCCACCUCGGUGGCUCUUAAGAACCUGUCGGCCCUGGACCUCGCCUGGACCCAGCUCCACUGCCGCUAACCCCACCACCCCAACGUGCGUGCGCAUCCAGAGACAUGCUGGGACGUGAGACCCGGUCAUCAGGAGAUCCCAAGGGCCUCACACACAUGCAUAGCUUUGGGUCACUGUCUUUUUCUUGGUAAAUGGCGGAAGGAAGAUCACAAUCGCUCAGACUAUGUGCCAUGGGCCGGGGCGCUGAGGCCAACCCACACAUGCACUGUGCUUGUGCCGCUCCAGUGUGCCCUCUGCAGACGGGUGGCCUCCCAGGACGUCAGCAACCCAGGCAGAGCUGGGUGCGGGCCAUAGGGGCCUUGCAAAACUCGGCUGGACCCAAAAGGCUUCAGCUUCACAGGGUCUGCAUCAGGACAGGCACUCCAGUGGCUGCCUGUGCUCAAUCUUCCCUGGGGGGGGUCCCAAAGCCCAAGACCUCACCCUGACCUGGAGGCUUCUCUGGCCUUGAGAGGAAUAUGGAAGGCUGGCAAGCUUCCUGCCUGCCACCCACCCACAUGCUCACUCCUAGUAGGACUGCCUCCUAUGCUCCCAGGAGCCUUUGCAGCAUGGGAUGGGGAGGUCCUCACCCUUGGCCCCAGAAGCCAGCUCUUGUCCCACCUAGAGCCCUGCUGCUGCUGGCUUGGCCCCUGGCCUGACCUCUCCUCUUCCUCAGUCACUUCGUUUGUGCCAUAAAGGGUGUAGCUUGGCUGGACGGUAGCGUCAGUGACCAUCCUGGGUCAUUCUCUCCUGAAAGCCCCUGUCCUGCCCACUAAACGACCGCUGGGGAUAAAGGCCUGGGCUGUUUGCUCACCUGACAGUGCAGCCCCAGGCACACUCGGUAUUUCUGAGGUUGCAGACAACUCCGUUCUGUGCAAUUUUUAGCACAUCCAUAUCUUUUCUACAUGGAAUAUCUGGAGUGAGUGAGUGUAUAUGCAUCUAUGUGUAUGUUCGUACGUGUGUGUGCUGACAGGUGGUGGCAGUAAACAGGAACUCAGGUGAGGCGGCAGAUCCCCAGGAUGCAUCUCUUGUCCUUUCACCUUCCAGACCAGGAUCACGAGCAGCAACAGGCUGCUGGUCUAGUGACAAGCCUCUGGAGCAUAUCCUACAAGAAGAUGAUCCCCAGAGUGACCUGACCAUUGAGCUGCCCUGUCCCAGCAAAGCCCAGCAAUGUGCUGGCCGGCACUGCUGAAGGGGCCCUGUUUGCCUUGGGACGGACCUGCCACUGGGAAGUGUACCGUGUGCCCAUGCUGCAUGCUCCAACUGGCAUGGCUCUGAUCCACACCCAAGAGCCACAGUGACAGUCCAGCUGCUGCCGCCAAGUGUCUCAAGUGUACGAGGACCACCCUGGGCCUGUCUUGAGCAGUGCUGAGGGUCCCCACCCAGGAGCCCAGACACAAGACUGGUUGGGCCCCUGUAGGAGGUACAGGGGUGGACCUGCCUCUGCCGGGCCCUUCCCAGUGGCUCCCUUCCCUUCACCUGGCCCCCUCAACCAACCACUGGGUGUCCAGAGCCCUGCUCUCCACCUCAUUGGUCUGGGUAAUGGUGGCUCUAGGUGAGGUGGGCAAGGAGAGCUAGUGUCCGUUCAGCCCUCCCCACUUCCUGUGGGCCACCUGCUAUGAGGUAGGAUUUUGCUCCUUGGCCAGCCAGCCACCCCCAGAGCUGGAAUUUGAUACUGUACAUGGUCCCCAUGCCUGUUUUGUGUUCUUUCACUAAGGGUUCUUGGUUGGGUUUAUUUGGGGCUGGUUUGACACUAAUCCUUUUCUUAUGAGAACCAUUUCAUCCAAAUGCCAAAUAAAUGUGUUCUGAGA
Messenger RNA from Echinops telfairi (small Madagascar hedgehog), 3665 nucleotides. RefSeq names its product DiGeorge syndrome critical region gene 2 (gene DGCR2). Gene Ontology annotation, molecular function: protein binding. The record is from RefSeq and is a predicted model, not a curated record. Lineage: Eukaryota; Metazoa; Chordata; Mammalia; Afrosoricida; Tenrecidae. Bases 155 to 1807 code for a protein of 550 amino acids. The transcript has 10 exons. Gene Ontology annotation, cellular component: membrane.